Molecule: messenger RNA, 3207 nt
Organism: Fonsecaea erecta
Lineage: Eukaryota; Fungi; Ascomycota; Eurotiomycetes; Chaetothyriales; Herpotrichiellaceae
Exons: 2
Coding region: 1-3207 (1068 amino acids)
Biological process (GO): response to oxidative stress
Molecular function (GO): peroxidase activity; heme binding
Source: RefSeq, a predicted model, not a curated record
AUGCCGUUGAGUUUUUCAAAACUAAAGGGUAUGCUAUGCAUCCCUGAAAGCUCUGAAAGUAACUCAAAGGAUGUAGGAAAUAAGUCAGCCCGUGAGUCUCAGCCUGACAAGACACCAGUCGUCCAAGAACGACCCCGUACGAGCGACUCCAGCAGCUCCCGAUCGACAAGUGAAACGAGAAGAUCGGAUCGUAUCUUGGAUGUGCUGAAGACUUUCGACUUAAGGAACCUCAGGACUAUCAAAGAUGUCGCCCUACAGCAAAUUGAUGGCGAACCUAUCGACGACAAGACGUAUCUUAUGGAACGAAUUAUCCAGCUGGUGGCGGACCUUCCCAUCUCCAGCAGAACCAGCGCUACUCUUACCAAUGCGUUCCUGAACCAGCUGUGGACAGACCUGAAACAUCCGCCUCAGUCAUAUUUGGGAGCCGAUUACAUUUAUCGCAAGGCGGACGGAACCAACAACAAUAUUCUCUGGCCGCAUCUUGGGGCUGCAAAACAGCCCUACGCGCGAACAGUCCGUCCCAGACUGAUGCAGCCCGUUGCCCGGCCAGACCCUGGAGUCAUCUUUGAUAGCCUUCUGGCUCGCAAGAAGUUCAGGCCACAUCCAAACAAGAUAUCGAGCGUACUCUUUUAUGUGGCCUCGAUCAUCAUUCACGACAUUUUUCACACAAACCAUGACGACUACAGCAUCUCAGAUACUUCCUCAUACCUGGAUCUGGCUCCUCUCUACGGCAAUUCAGAGAAAGAACAGGAGGGUGUCCGAACUAUGUGUGAGGGGAAACUGAAACCUGAUUGUUUCUCAGACAUGCGGAUUCUUGGAUUUCCUCCUGGCGUCGGUGUCCUCCUCAUAAUGUUCAAUCGCUUUCACAAUCAUGUAGCAGAGAAUCUUGCUCGCAUCGACGAGAAUGGCCGCUUCUCUAGGAUUCUCAAUCCACAGGGAAAGCCAAGGCCGCCCAAUGCCGAAAAGCUUUAUGACGAAGCGUUGUUCCAGACGGCCAAGCUGAUCACUACGGGGCUCUAUGUCAACAUCAUCCUGAAGGACUACGUGAGGACGAUCUUGAACCUGAACCGGGUAGACUCGUUGUGGAACCUCGACCCGAGAUCUGAAGAAGGAAAUGCCAUUUUUGGCCACAAGAUUCCGGAAGCGACUGGCAAUUCUGUCUCGGCCGAGUUCAACCUUGUCUACCGGUGGCACUCAUGCGUCUCUGAAAGGGACGAACAGUGGACCAAGGAGGCUUACACCAAACUAUUCGGGCAUCAAUCCUCGCUGUCCAUGGGCCAAUUCCUGGGCGCACUCAAUGAAUGGGCCAAGAAAUUAAGCCCAGAUCCCCUCAAGAGAGAUUUCGCCGGGCUGAGGCGCCAACCCGACGAUAAGUAUCCUGACGAGGAAUUGGCAGAUAUCUGGACUGCAUCUGUCUCGGACGUCGCGGGUAGCUAUGGAGCUGUCCACGUGCCUGAGGUCCUCAAGAACGUGGAAGUGCUGGGAAUCAUUCAAAGUCGGUCUUGGAAUCUCGCAAGUCUGAAUGAGUUUCGAGAAUACUUCAAGCUUGAACCUCACAAGAAAUUUGAAGAUAUCAAUCCCGACCCCUUCAUCGCUGAGCAGCUGCGUCGGCUCUACGGUCAUCCAGACAAUGUUGAAAUAUACCCCGGCAUAGUAGUCGAGGCAGCCAAGGAGCCGAAACUCCCCGGCAGCGGCUUGUGUACAAACUUCACAACCUCACGAGCGAUCCUCUCGGACGCAGUUGCUCUGGUUCGAGGUGACCGUUUCUACACCAUUGACUAUACCCCAGCCAAUCUAACAAACUGGGGAUUCAAGCAGGCGGAUUAUGACCUUGCCAUCAACAGCGGCUGUGUGUUUUACAAAUUGGUGCUGACUGCGUUGCCAAACAGCUAUCGACAGAACUCAGUGUAUGCACACUACCCGCUGGUAGUGCCAGAUGAAAACAAGGCCAUCUUGACCAAGUUGAAAAAGGCUGAUCUGUACGACUUUGACAAGCCAACUAACCUUCCUGCGACCCGAGCAGUUCGCUCUGCCGAAGCCUGCAGGACUGUCACAGGCAGUGAGUCUGGCUUCCGCUCACCAUGGAAUGUGCAACUCUUCUCUGGUCCGGUGCUUCAGCAAAAUCCGGGAAGAGAAUCGAUUGUUGCCCACAAGCUGCUUCAAAGUGAAGGACUGCCGGCCGCCGCGGAGAUCUUCUACAAGGACGUAAUCACGAUUCUACUCCAGACGAAUGAGUAUCAGCUUGCAGGCUGUCACCAGGUCGAUAUCGUUAGGGACGUUUUGAACAUUGCUCAUGCGCAGUUCGCUGCGAAUCUAUUCCUUCUCCCGCUGCAGGCGAGGGGGAAGUCUCACGAGAAAUUUGACGAACAGGAUGUUAUUUCCCUUCUUUCCGCCAUAUAUGGCUGUGCACAUGUGGAGCAUCCUGCGCGGCGGUUUGCUAUCGUCAAAAAGAAACAAAAGGCGAUUUUGCAGCUCGCAGCACGACUGCAGGAAGAUGUAGGAAACGGCAUCAAGGGUAACUUCAGUUUACACUCACACUCGCCUGUGGAGCUUCGGAGCCUUGGGGCGCAGGUGCUUCAAGAAGUCUCGAAGAGUGGACUAUCCCCCACCGACAUCGUGUGGUCUCAACUUCUCCCGCUAGCAGCUUGGGUUUUUGUCAAUCAGUCGCGCGUCUUUGCCGAGGUUCUUGACAACGUUCUCGGCCAGAAUGAUAAGAAGAUGGAUAUCGGAGAACUGAAGCAGAUGCUGGAACAAGAGGGCUCGUCAUCAACCAAGGUUCAGUCCUACUUUCGCGAAAUCUGCAGGCUACAGCCAUCGACGCCCAUAUUCAGAGAGGCCACAUCACCACAAACCGUAAUUGAUGGCAGCGAACAGAUCCACGUAUCUGCGGGGCAGCGUAUUCUCUGUGACACAGACAGGACUGCGGCGAACCGUGACAGCACCGGGCUAUCUGGUGCUGGUCCAAGCCAGUCCGAAGAUCCGCUUACCCCAUUUGGUGCUGAGGUAUCUCUUGGAGCUCGACUGAGUCUUGCAACGUUGGGAUCUACCAUGUCCGUCCUCUGCGGACUUAAAAAGUUGGGUAGAGCUGUAGGGCCAACGGGCCAGCUCAGGCGACUGACCGAGGGCGACGUGGUGAAUUACCUAAAUGUCGAAGAGAGUAUGGUGCAAUCGUACCCAGCAUCCUUGACCAUCAAAUGGGAAGGAUGA